GCCAAUCUCAGCACCUGCUCUGGAGGCCGGUGGAACUGCCAGGAGGCCCCGUGCCCGGGCACGUGCUCGGUGCUGGGAGGUGCCCACUUCUCCACGUUCGACGAGAGGGAAUACACAGUGCAUGGUGACUGCAGCUACGUGCUGGCCAAGCCCUGCAACAGCAGCGCCUUCACCGUGCUGGCCGAGCUGCGCAGGUGCGGGCUGACGGACAGCGAGACCUGCCUGAAGAGCGUGACGCUGAGCCUGGACGGGGGGCAGACGGUGGUCGUGGUCAAGGCCAGCGGCGAGGUGUUUGUGAACCAGAUCUACACGCAGCUGCCCAUAUCAGCCGCCAACGUCACUCUCUUCAGACCUUCGACUUUCUUCGUCAUCGCUCAGACCAGCCUGGGCCUGCAGCUGGACAUCCAGCUGGUGCCCACGAUGCAGGUGUUUGUGAGGCUGGCGCCCGCGCUCCGGGGACUCACCUGCGGGCUCUGCGGGAACUUCAACAGCAUCCAGACGGACGACUUCCGGACCAUCAGCGGGGUGGUGGAAGGCACUGCCGCCGCCUUCUUCAACACCUUCAAGACCCAGGCUGCCUGCCCCAACGUCAAGAACACCUUCGAAGACCCCUGCGCCCUCAGCGUGGAGAACGAGAAGUACGCCCAGCACUGGUGCUCACGGCUGACUGACGCUGACAGCCCCUUUGCCCCGUGCCACACUGCGGUGAACCCCAGCACCUACUACUCGAACUGCAUGUUCGACACGUGCAACUGCGAGAAGAGCGAGGACUGCCUGUGCGCCGCCCUGUCUGCCUACGUGCACGCCUGCGCCGCCAAGGGCGUGCUGCUCCGCGGCUGGAGGGACGGCGUCUGCACCAAGUACAUGAGCAGCUGCCCCCAGUCCCAGAACUACUCGUACGUGGUAGACACCUGCCAGCCCACCUGCCGUGCCCUGAGCGAGCCAGAUGUCACCUGCAGCAUCUCCUUCGUGCCUGUGGAUGGCUGCACGUGCCCAGCAGGCACCUUCCUGGAUGAUUCUGGAGCCUGCGUGCAUGCUGAGGACUGCCCCUGCUACUUCCACGGCGCAGUGGUGGCGCCCGGAGAGGUCGUGCAUGACAACGGCGUGGUGUGCUCGUGUGCACGUGGGAAGCUGAGCUGCCUGGGAGCCUUGCUGCAGAAGAGCUCUGGGUGUGUGCCCCCCAUGGAGUACCUGGACUGUAACAAUGCCACGGCAGGUGCGCCCGGGGCCGAGUGCCUCAGGAGCUGCCACAUGCUGGACGUGGACUGCUUCAGCACCCACUGCGUCUCUGGCUGCGUCUGCCCCCCAGGGCUGGUGUCGGAUGGAAGCGGGGGUUGUGUGGCUGAGGAGGACUGCCCCUGCCUGCACAAUGAGGCCACCUACAAGCCUGGGGAGACCAUCAGGGUGGACUGUAACACCUGCACAUGCAAGAACCGCCGGUGGGAGUGCAGCCAGCGGCCCUGCCUGGGCACCUGCGUGGCCUAUGGGGGCGGCCACUUCAUCACCUUCGACGGUGAGCGCUACAACUUCGAAGGCAGCUGCGAGUACACGCUGGCCCAGGACUACUGCGACAGCAAUGCCACCACCAAUGGGACCUUCCGUAUAGUCACGGAGAACAUCCCCUGCGGGACCACUGGCGUCACCUGCUCUAAGGCCAUCAAGCUCUUUCUGGAGAGCUAUGAGCUGAUCCUCCAUGAGGGGACCUUUAAGGUGGUACAAAGGGCCCCUGGAGGAGACCUGCCCUACAAGAUUCGCUACAUGGGCAUCUUCCUGGUCAUCGAAACCCGCAGUGGGAUGGUCGUGUCCUGGGACCGGAAGACCAGCGUGUUCAUUCGGCUGAAGCAGGAAUACAAAGGCAGGGUCUGCGGCCUGUGCGGGAACUUCGACAGCAAUGCCAUCAACGACUUCACCACGCGGAGCCAGUCUGUGGUGGGCAGCGUGCUGGAGUUUGGAAACAGCUGGAAGUUCUCCCCGUCCUGCCCGGAUGCCCUGGCGACAAGGGACCCCUGCACCGCCAACCCUUACCGCAAGUCCUGGGCCCAGAAGCAGUGCAGCAUCAUCAACAGCGCCACCUUCGCCGCCUGCCGCUCUCAGGUUGACUCUACCAAGUACUACGAGGCCUGCGUGAGCGACGCCUGUGCUUGCGACUCAGGGGGUGACUGCGAGUGUUUCUGCACGGCCGUGGCCGCCUACGCCCAGGCCUGCCAGGAGGUGGGCGUGUGCGUGUCCUGGCGGACCCCGGAUGUCUGCCCCUUGUUCUGCGACUACUACAACCUGCAUGGAGAGUGCCAGUGGCACUAUGAGCCCUGUGGGGCCCCCUGCCUGAGAACCUGCCGGAAUCCAAGCGGGCACUGCCUCAUGGACCUGCCUGGCCUAGAAGGCUGCUACCCAAAGUGCCCGCCCAGCAAGCCCUUCUUCAGCGAGGACCAGAUGAAAUGUGUGGCCCAGUGCGGCUGUUACGAUGAGGAUGGGAACUACUACGAUGUUGGGGUGAGGGUCCCCGCAGCGGAGAACUGCCAGCACUGUAACUGUACCCCCGGCGGCCUUCAGUGCACUCACAGCCUCCAGGCCUGCACGUGCACCUACGAGGGUAGGACUUACGGCUAUGACGAUGUCAUCUACAACACCACUGACGGGCUCGGCGCCUGCCUGGUUGCCAUCUGCCGAGACAACGGGACAAUAAUCCGGGAGACUGUGGAAUGCCCUGGAAUCCCUUCCACGACGCCGUUCACCUUCACCAGCACCUUGGCCCCUCUCUCCACCACGGGACCGGCCACCUCAGCCACCUCACCUGUGGCCACCAGCUCCAGGGUGCCCCCUACGUCCCCCAUGGAGACCGCUAACACCUCGCCCGGAGUGACCACAACUACCAUCCCUGUGGGCACUGGUUCCACAGUUACCCCGACCUCGCUCUCAGAGACCAGCGCCACCCCUAUGAAACCAGCUACCAUCGCCACCUCGUCUCAGGCCACUGGCUCCACAGCGCCCCUCUCCUCUUCCCUAAGGACCUUUACCACACCACCCACUGAGACCACCCGGGCCACCUCUCAGGGACACUCCCUCCCCCCCAGUAGUACCCACACGGAGUCCAAGGCCCCGACUUCCACGGGCCCGACCGGUACCUCCAGAUCCCGAGAGUCACCCACCGUGGUCUCCCAGAGCACUGUGGGUCGCAGUAGCACAGCCCCGCGCACGGCUCCGGCCACGUCCAGCACUCACACAGGCACGGGGACCGCUGAGUCAUCACCUACCCCCGAGGAAACCACCCCGCGUGUCACCACAGCCACCUCAACCUCAAACACGCCUUCCCACGAGGCGCAGACCUCGCCCCUGCCUACCACCGGCCCCAGCCCGGCCUCCACACCCCGAGGGGUGGGGUCCACGACCUGUGAGCCUCGAUGCACCUGGACAGACUGGCUGGACCAGAGCUACCCCACGCCCGGCAUCUCUGGGGGAGACUUUGAGACGUAUGCCAACAUCCGGGCGUCCGGAGAGGCCAUCUGUGAGAAGCCCCUGGACCUGGAGUGUCGCGCCGAGUCCCAGCCCAACGUCCCCCUGCAGGAGCUGGGACAGGUGGUCGACUGCAACCUGGACUUCGGGCUGGUGUGCUGGAACCGCAAGCAGGUGGGUCGCUUCAAGAUGUGCCUCAACUACCACAUCCGUGUGUUCUGCUGUGACUACAGCCACUGCCCACACACCACAGCGACCUAUUACCACAUCGCUGAUGCUGGCGGCCAGCUGUGCAUGCGGCCAGAGGCCAUCGAGUGCGAGGCCGUCCUCUUCCCGGAGGUGCCCUUCAGGCAGCUGGGCCAGGUGGUGCUGUGUGACGUGGACUUCGGCCUCAUCUGCAGGAACCACUGGCAGCGGUCGGGCCGCGUCUGCCUCAACUACCACAUCCGCGUGUACUGCUGCGACGACUACAGUCACUGCGCCAGCACGGCCGGACCCACCACCACCACGCCGGCCCCCGGGCCCCGCAGCACGCUCCACCCCACCCAGGGCCCGUGGUCCUCAGGAACGCCCGUGCCCUCGACCUCGGCCACCGUGCACACGAGCACCUUCUCCACGGGGACCACAGAGAAGGUGACGGUGCCCAGCUCCUCGACAGGCCCGGCCUCCAGCACCGGCUCGCUCUACACGCCACGGAGCCCCACCCCAGGCACCCCAAGCACGUCUGCCCAGACAGCCUCAUCUAGGCCCUCUGCCUCCUCACCCCCAGUCACCGACCACCUUCGCACGUCCCCUGAGACCCCUGGCACCUGGUCUCCAAUUGGGACCACCCUCCCUGGGAGCACCUCGCAGACCAGCACCGAAACGUCCACCCGGUCCCCGGCUCCCAGCACGAGCUGCGUGCCCCGCUGCACCUGGACAGACUGGUUCGAUGAGGACUACCCCACACCUGGGCCCGAUGGCGGGGACUUUGAGACCUACUCGGUCCUUCGCGAGGCCGGCCACGCCUUCUGUGAGCACCCCCAAGACAUCCAGUGCCGCUCAGAGAAGGCGCCAGACCAGCCCCUGGGGGCCCUGGGCCAGGUGGUUCAGUGUGACGUGCGCUUCGGGCUGGUGUGCAGGAACCAGGACCAGCCCGGGCCCAAGCAGUACUGUGACAACUACCACGUGCGUCUGCUGUGCUGCGACUACAGCCACUGUGGCUCCUCGACCACGGCCACCCACUCCACGCUCACCGGUUCUUCCUCCACGGAGACAGCCAGAACCAGCACAGGACCGGCCACCUCAGCCACUUCACCUGUGGCCACGAGCUCCAGGACAGCCAGAACCAGCACAGGACCGACCACCCCAGCCACCUCACCUGUGGCUACCAGCUCCAGGGUGCCCCCGAGUUUCCCCUUCAAAACUGCCAGCACCUCCCCAGGACCGGCCACCUCAGCCACCUCACCUGUGGCCACCAGCUCAAGGGUCCCCCCUACGUCCCCCAUGGAGACCGCUAACACCUCGCCCAGUUCCCCCUUCAAGACUGCCAGCACCUCCCCAGGACCGGCCACCUCAGCCACCUCACCUGUGGCCACCAGCUCCAGGGUGCCCCCUACUUCCCCUACGGAGACAGCCAGCACCUCCGCAGGACUGACCACAACUACCUUCCCGGUGGCCUCUAACUCUCUAGUGACUUCUCCCCCCUUCACAGAGACAGCCAGCACCCCCCUUGUGCUGAGCACAGCUACAUCAUCCCGUGUCUCUGGUUCUUCUGUCCCCAUUUCCUCCCCUGUGGUGAUCAGCACCACCUCUUUGGUUCCGAGCCCCAUAGCCCCCUCUACUGUGGCCACCAGCACCAGUGCACCCCUGUCCUCCCACCCCGGGAACACCAGCACAUCUGCCAUUCCUCCCAGGAGCCUGCCAGUCUUCACAGUGUCCACGGCCUCUACCGUGACCCUCACCACCUUUGGACCCAGCUCCCCUUCUCUCUCCCCCUUCUCCCCGACACCCUGCUUUUGCCAGGCGUUUGGACAGCUCUUCACACCUGGGGACGUCGUCUACAACAGGACCGACAGAGCCGGCUGCCAGUUCUACGCCAUCUGCAACCAGCACUGUGACCUCGACCGCUUCCAGGGCCCCUGUCCUUCUUCUCUGCCACCAACGUCCUCACCUCCACUGCCCUCACCCUCCCCUGUCCCUGGAUGUGACAAGGCUGUCCCUCCACGACAGGUGAAUGAGUCCUGGACCCUGGAGAACUGCACAGUCGCCAGGUGUGAAGGGGACAACCAUGUCGUCCUGCUGGAGCCGAAGCCCGUGGCUAAUGUCACCUGCGUGAACGAGCGCCAGCCCAUCACAGUGUGGAGCCAGGGCCAGCCGUGCGACUACCACUACGAGUGCGAGUGCUCCUGCAGCGUCUGGGGAGACUCCCACUUCUCGACCUUCGACGGCACCACAUACUCCUUCCUGGACAACUGCACCUACGUCCUCAUGAGAGAGAUCCACCCUCGUCACGGGAACCUGAGCAUCCACAUGAGCGGCCACUACUGCAGGGCCACCCCUGCGGCCGGCUGCCCCCGCGCCGUCAGCGUCUACUACGAGACCAUGGAGAUCGUACUCACCACCACCACCAUCGACGGGAGAGAGCAGGGCCUGAUCCUGUUUGACCAGGUGCGGGUGAGCCCAGGCUUUCGCAAGGGUGAUGUGGUUGUGUCCCUGACGGGGGCCACCACCAUGGGCGUCAGCAUUCCUGACAUCAACAUCACCUUCGACGGGCACAUCCUCCAGGCCCAGCUGUCCUACAGUCACUUCGGCCACAACACGGAGGGCCAGUGCGGCACCUGCACCAACGACCAGAGGGACGACUGCCGCCAGCCAGAUGGCACCAUGGCCCCCACCUGCCAGGACAUGGCCAAGACCUGGUUGGUCCCUGAGAGCAGCAGGGACGGGUGUGGAGCACCAACCAGCCCUCCCCCGGCCAGCAGCCCCCAGCCCGUGAUCAGCACGCCCACCUCCACCCCGUGUCCCCCGCCACCGCUCUGCGAGCUGCUGCUGAGCCCGGUCUUCGCAGAGUGCCACGACCUCAUCCCGCCCGGUCCGUUCUUCAGUGCCUGUGUCAGCGAUGGCUGCCGCACCAUCCCCAAGGUGGCCUGCCAGAGCCUGGAGGCCUACGCAGCGCUCUGCCGUGCCCGGGGCGUGUGCAGCGACUGGAGAAAUGCAACUGGCGAACUGUGCGUCCUUCCUUGCCCGCCCACCAAGGUGUACAAGCCUUGCGGCCCCGUGCAGCCAGCAUCCUGCGACUCCAGGAGUCAGAACCCACUGAAGGAGGGGCUGGCCGAGGGCUGCUUCUGUCCUGAAGAUCAAAUCCUCUUCAACUCCCACACAGACAUCUGUGUGCCUGAGUGUCCCUGCGUGGGACCAGAUGGAUUUCCUAAAUUUCCUGGAGAGCGGUGGGUCAGUAACUGCCAGGACUGCGUGUGCGACGAGGGCUCGGUGUCGGUGCUGUGCGAGCCAGUGCAGUGUGAGGCCAAGAGCCAGCCCCCUCAGUGUGACCGGGCAGGCUUCAUGGCUGUGACCAGACCCAGGGCUGACAACCCGUGCUGCCCUGAGACGCUAUGCGUCUGCAACACGACCACCUGUCCCCAGAACCAGCCUGAGUGUGGGCCAGGCCAGGAGCUGGUCCGCACCCAGGAGGAGGGUGACUGCUGCCCCACCUUCAGCUGUGGGCCUGAGCUGUGCACGUACAACGGCACCGUCUACGGGGAAAGGGUCGGUGCGACCUUUCCGGGGCUCGUUCCCUGCCACACCUGCACCUGCGUCUCUGGGGACCCCCAGGGCCCGACCGUGCAAUGUGAGGAGGAUGCCUGCAACACCACCUGCCCUCAGGGCUUCGCAUACUCGAGGGCAGCCAGGCAGUGCUGUGGGGUGUGCGUGCAGAAUGCCUGCCUCACCCCAGAUGGCCAGCCCAUCCAGCCCAAUGAGACCUGGGUCAACAGCCCUGUGGACAACUGCACCAACUACCGCUGUGAAGCUGCAAACAGGGUUUACGUGCUGACCCCUCAGCCCUCGCCCUGCCCUGAUGUGUCAAGCUGCAGGGGGAUGCUCAGAAGAACUGGUUGCUGCUACACUUGUGAGGAAGUGGACUCUUGUCAAGUCCGUGUCAACACAACCGUGCUGCGGCAUGGGGACUGCGUGACCAACGGUGCAAUCAACAUCACUUUCUGCGAGGGCUCCUGUCCCGGAGUGUCCAAGUACUCAGAGGAGGCUCAGACCUUGCAACACGAGUGCACCUGCUGCCAGGAGAGGCGGGCCCACGGGGAGGCGGUGAGCAUGCGGUGUCCUGACGGCACAGCCAUCGUGCACACCUACACCCACGUGGACGAGUGUGGCUGCGCGCCGUCCUGCCUUCCCUUGCCUAUGGCUCCCACGGACACCCUAGACACUCCAUCUUAGGGCUCUGACCCUGCUCCCAUGUUGCUCCUGGAGCCAGGACAUGCAUUGCCUGGCCAUGAAAACCUUAGUUUUCACACUCCGUGGAGUCCACAAAAACCUUCUGUGACUCCCACUGCCUCUGCCCCACCUUUGGCCUUCGGCACCCUGGAGGGUGAAGGGCCAGCAAGGAUCCACUUG
Messenger RNA from Tupaia belangeri chinensis (Chinese tree shrew), 8058 nucleotides. RefSeq names its product mucin 5B, oligomeric mucus/gel-forming (gene MUC5B). Lineage: Eukaryota; Metazoa; Chordata; Mammalia; Scandentia; Tupaiidae. The record is from RefSeq and is a predicted model, not a curated record. Gene Ontology annotation, molecular function: protein binding.